Oncorhynchus kisutch (coho salmon) is the source of this 5439-nucleotide messenger RNA. RefSeq names its product glutamate receptor ionotropic, NMDA 2C-like. The record is from RefSeq and is a predicted model, not a curated record. Gene Ontology annotation, biological process: monoatomic ion transport. The transcript has 13 exons. Lineage: Eukaryota; Metazoa; Chordata; Actinopteri; Salmoniformes; Salmonidae. Bases 21 to 3797 code for a protein of 1258 amino acids. Gene Ontology annotation, cellular component: membrane. Gene Ontology annotation, molecular function: signaling receptor activity; ligand-gated monoatomic ion channel activity.
AGGGUUCCACGUUCCUCCAGAUGGGUGCAUCACUGGAACAGCAGAUUGUCUGCAUGUUCAAGUUGAUGGAGGAGUAUGACUGGGGAGACUUUGUAGUCAUCACAAGCAUGUUGCCGGGAUACGAGACAUUUGUGGACUAUGUACGCUCCUACACGGACACUUCCUACUUCCUGUGGAGGCUGCAGGAUAUCCUGUCUCUGGAGAUGUCUAUCGGGACCAGCGACGUCCGCGCCAAACGCAUGUUACAGCAGAUUGAUUCCCAGGUACUCGUAGCCUACUGCUCCCAUGAAGAGGCCCAGUACCUGUUCCAGGUAGCAGGGGAGGUGGGUCUAUUGGGGCCUGGCUACAUCUGGAUCCUCCCCUCCCUCGCGUUGGGCAACACAGAGAGCCCUUCACCUAGCAGCUUCCCCAUAGGAGUGAUUGGCGUCAUCACCGACCAAUGGAGGAAGAGCCUGAGGCAGCGGGUCAGAGAGGGAGUGGCCAUAGUGGCCAAAGGGGCGGAGAGUUUCAAGAGGCAUCAGGGGUUUGUUCCCGAGGGACACAGCGACUGCAACACACCAGUUACACACAUUGACAACAACACACUGUUCAGACACAUGCUGAACGUGACAUGGGAGCGUAAGGACCUGUCGUUUAAUAGUGAUGGUUACCUGACAAACCCUUCCAUGGUCAUCAUCGCUUUGAACAGAGACAGACAGUGGGACAAGGUGGGGACAUUAGAGCGGGGUAUCCUCCAGGUGCGUUAUCCGGUGUGGCCUCGAUAUGGUAGUUUCCUCGAGCCGGUAUCAGAUGAUCGCCACCUGACGGUAGCCACUCUGGAGGAGAGGCCCUUCGUCAUCGUAGAGAACGUGGACCCCGACACGGGAACCUGUGUACGCAACACCGUGCCCUGCCGACGCCAGUCCAACCGCACCGAGAGUCUUGUGGGUCACUCGGAGCCCUACACCAAGCUGUGCUGUAAGGGGUUCUGCAUAGACAUUCUGAAGAAGCUGUCUCGCACCAUCAAGUUCUCCUACGACCUCUACCUGGUCACUAACGGGAAACAUGGAAAGAUGAUCAGCGGCAUCUGGAACGGCAUGAUCGGAGAGGUGUUCUACAGGAAAGCAGACAUGGCCAUAGGUUCUCUCACCAUAAAUGAGGAGCGUUCUGAGAUCAUCGACUUCUCCGUGCCAUUCGUCGAGACCGGCAUCAGCGUCAUGGUUGCCCGUAGCAAUGGGACUGUCUCCCCCUCCGCCUUCCUCGAGCCCUAUAGCCCAGCGGUGUGGGUGAUGAUGUUUGUAAUGUGCCUGACCGUGGUAGCUGUGACCGUAUUCGUGUUCGAGUACUUCAGUCCUGUCGGCUACAACCGCAGCUUGGUCAGCGCUAAAGCGGCAGGAGGUCCUACCUUCACCAUAGGGAAGUCAGUGUGGUUGCUUUGGGGCAUCGUGUUCAAUAACUCAGUCCCCAUCGAGAACCCUAAAGGAACCACCAGUAAGAUCAUGGUGCUGGUGUGGGCCUUCUUCGCGGUCAUCUUCCUGGCCUCCUACACCGCCAACCUGGCUGCCUUCAUGAUCCAGGAGCAGUACAUAGACACUGUGUCUGGACUGUCUGACAAGAAGUUCCAGAAGCCUCAGGAACACUACCCUCCAUUCCGGUUUGGGACGGUCCCUAACGGCAGCACAGAGAGGAACAUCAGGAGUAACUACCCCGACAUGCACGCACACAUGGUCAAAUACAACCAGAAAGGAGUGGAGGAUGCCCUCAACAGCCUUAAGACAGCGAAGCUGGAUGCUUUUAUCUAUGAUGCUGCGGUGUUGAACUACAUGGCAGGGAAGGACGAGGGCUGUAAGCUUGUGACUAUUGGCUCUGGGAAGGUGUUUGCUACAACGGGCUAUGGUAUCGCCCUGCAGAAAGACUCUCGAUGGAAACGACCAAUUGACCUGGCCUUAUUGCAGUUCCUGGGAGAUGGUGACACCCAGCGCUUGGAGACAGUCUGGCUGUCAGGCAUCUGUCAGAAUGAGAAGAACGAGGUGAUGAGCAGUAAGCUGGACAUAGACAACAUGGCCGGGGUCUUCUACAUGCUGCUGGUGGCCAUGGGGCUCAGUCUGCUGGUGUUCUCCUGGGAACAUCUACUCUACUGGAAACUUCACAAGGAACUAGACAAAUCUCCCAGGAUGGACUUCCUGCUCGCCAUCAGCAGGGGUAUCUACAGUUGCUUCAACGGGGUGGAGGAACCAGACCUCCCUAACCUGGCCAACCCAGACCUGACAGCUAACUAUGCCCAGGCUAACAUGCUCAAGAUGCUACGCACUGCUAAGGACCUGGUUAACUCCGCCCAAGUCGAGACCUCACUGGACCACGCCUCCAAGACCAUAGAACACUGGGGACGCCAUGGCGGCAGCCUGCCAGUCCACAUUCCGCAGCAAGGCACCACGGAAACAGUCCCGGGAGGGUUCGCUUAUGUCACAGAGAAUACACACCUGCCCCCCGAGCGCCCCCUCAGCCCACAAUACUGCACGCUGGGUGUAGUGACAUCUGUGAACCAGCAGAGGGGGCUGGCGAGACCCACACCGCUACGAUACACGCUCCCGGCUCGUACUUCUUCUCUCUACGACAGGCCACUUCCUGUUUCUAGUCUCAUUUGCCCUCACCUUGACCUGGCUGGGGGGGACCGCCUCUCUUCUUAUCCUCACCCCUCCACAGGUAGGCUCUAUGUGGAACCCCAACACCUUUCCCACCCCCGCUCUCCCUUCAUCCCCUAUAGUGAGCUCCAGCUCCCAGACAUCUACCUCUCCUCUCACCCACCCUCUGCUGUCUCCCAUCCCCCCCACACAGAGCCCUCCAAGAGGAAGAGGAGGAGCAAGAGCCUCCUCUCAGGGGAGACAGGAAGAGGAGGAGGACAGAGGAGGCGGCGCAGGGAGGAGAAGACGGUGUGCCUGGCUGAACUCCGGGCCAACCACCUCCAGGAAAACCAUGUCUCGCCCCACAUGCCUGACUCCCUGUACCCAGGAGCGGUGCUCUGUCCUGGGGAAGAGGGAUGCGGUGGCUCCUGGCCUCUUCCUCUGGAGGAGCUCGUCCUAGCAGGCAGACGGCGGCGCCACCGACGGCCAUCUUUCCUUCGAGCCACCUGGGGCAGCGAGCAGAUUCGCCAGCCGGACGAUACUCCGCCUACAUCCCUCGAUAGCCAAUCACAUUCUGCUUUACCAGACUUAUUUCCCCGCGUCAUGGUCGACCAAGAAACUCCCACUAAACUCUACAACCCCACCCCGUUCCGGAACAACCUAUGCUAUCCUGCCGCCUCACCCCGCCAACAUGCCUAUCUUCAUAUAAGGCAGGACCAGAGGAAAGGAAACUCACGUAAGAAGCUGCGGCACUCACACUCCACCCACCUCCCCACCUACAGGGAGGCCGUGCUGGGGGGCCAGGGAGGGGGAGGUGGGGUAGGCCUGGGGGUGGUCCGGAGAACCACCAGCCUGCUCAGCAGACAGUACAAUGACUAUCUAACCUCCUACCCUGGGCUGCCUCUAUACCACAGCCCCCUCAACUUCCAGACCCAUUCCCCGGCGUCCAGCAACCACCCCAGCCCCGGUACAUACCGUAUCCCCAGCCCUGUAUGCCAGCUCCUGGCCUGUGGAGGUGGCUGUCGAAGUCAGAGGGGGUUGUUGUACCAGGACAGUCUGUAUGGAGCCUAUGGAGGGGCCCAGGAUCCGGACAUAGAGCCCCAGAGAGGAGAGGGCUUGGUAGGGUUGAGGUCUGAGGACAGACCCUGUGUGACUCGGCCCUGGGGAAAAGUCUCUAGUCUGGAGUCAGAGGUCUGAGAGAGACAGACAAACACUACAUACUUUAUAGACUGGAAUGUAUACUGUAGAAUAUAUGGUUGGAAUUCCACAUUGAAGAUUUGUGAUCCACAGGGACCGUUUCAGAGGGGGGUGGGAUACUUCUCAUACACCGAAUCAGGUACGAGAAGGAUAUGUGCAGUAAAGGAGGGAAGCUGAGGGUUAGGAUUAAUUUGAUAGGUUGGACAGUUGAACUUCCUUCUUUCUUAUUGAAGAGAUAACGUAGAGUGUUUGACUGAAUGUUAAGUGGCCAUUUUGGAAUAAGCAUGAAACUGAAAGGAUGUGUAGUGGAACACACCGUUCUGCAGCUAGCUCAGCCUAGCACGGUGACGUCCCCUUUCACCAAACAGUCAGCAUGCUGCGUACAGAGUUCCUACUGCAAACAAAUAGAGAACAUAGGAAGGGGGUAAAAUGGGGGCGUUUUGGAGAGUGUGUUGGAGAGGAUGGAAAGGACAUUUUACUUGCGCUGCUUUGAAACAUUAUAUUCCUGUGAUUUGUGCAUUAUAUUAUGAUAUACUAUAUAUAAUAUAUAUAUAUUAAUAUAUAUUAGUCAUAUAUAAUACCACGAUGUACAGAGUCCAUAGUGUUGCUGUCUGGGACAAAUGUGUCUCAGAGAGCUGUGUGUGUGUGUGUGUUGUCAGUCCUUGCCCGGGUUGUUUCCGAGCCACUGAGCCGAACGAGAGAGGAACAAGUCUUCAGUUCUCCAUCUAAGCAAAAAAUAUAUGAUCUCACAACCAUAUACACUUAGAAAUAACAAAUAUUCCAGAUAGCUGAAACUGUUGACUGCCGUGUACAAGGCCAUGGCAACCAAGCUACUGCAUGUCUAUAAGUAAGAGUACAAUUAAUGUAUCUGGAGAAGAAUUGCAAUAAAGAUGUUGUAGAAGCAUAAGGAAGGAUCAGUCCAUAUGAACACACUCUGUAUGUUUAUAAGGAAUACAGACAGCUGGCCAACCGAGUGACGCAGCAGUCUAAGGCUCUGUUGCAGCGUCACUACUGCCUGGGGUUCGAUUCCAGGCUGUGUCUCAACCGCCCGUGACCGGGAGUCCCAUAGGGCGGUGCACAAUUGCCCCAGCAUCGUCCGGGUUAGGGGAGGGUUUGGCUGGGGGGGCUUUCUUGGCUCAUCGCGCUCUAGCGACUCCUUGGGGCAGGCCGGGUUCCUCCAGGCUGACUUUAGUCAUCAGCUGGACGGUGUUUCCUCCAACACAUUGGUGCGGAUGACUUCCGGGUUAAGCUGGCAGGGUGUUAAGAAGCGUGGUUUGGCGGGUAAUGUUUCAGAGGACGCAUGAUUCGACCUUCGACUCUCCCCUGGGCCCGUUGGGGAGUUGGAAUGAUGAGACAAGAUUGUAAUAUCACCAGAUUGGGGAGGGAAAGGGGGUAAAAUGACAAAAUAAAGAAGGAAUAUGGACAGUUAAGUGUCUGUCUACAGUGUAAUACAAAGAAUUCAGCUGUAGAAGUGAUCCUAGCGUAGAUGCUGAUCUACGGUCAGUUUUGUGUUCCUCCCUUAUGGUUAAGGCUAGUUCUCUGGGAUGGUAGGCUGAUGCUAGAUCUGUACCUACUCACAUCGGAUGAAUGAUUAAUUUACAUAAACACAUUCUAAUAGGGCUCUCAACAGAUUUAUAUUCUA